AAGUCUUUGGCUCAGAGGGAUGGCGGGAAGAUGGGUACGAGAACGGUACCAUAGUUUGGGGGAAGACGAUGGCCGUGGCGGCCGUGGCGGCCGUGGCGGCCGUGGCCGUUUUGUCGGUUUCACACGGCACGGCCUCAUUCGUUGCCGCGCAUCCGCCAUUUUGCUCCUGCUGGUGACUGUGGCCGUCACCGACACAUUCUUGACGCCACGGCAGAGGCACAUCGAGAAGGGCGAGGUGAAAUGGCCCAUAUGGUUCUUCACGUUACCCGCCUUACCAGCACCAGCAAUUGCGACAAGUGGAAGUCAGUCAGACAUCGACGCGUCGAACUCAUUGUCCAACAUCGGAGACUGGAUGUCCGACAUGAUGAACCAAGCAACUGGAGCUGCCGGAGCCGGUGAUGGUGACUUUUCAAUGGGAUCAGUUGCUUUUGUUGGGGCAGGACUCUUUCUUCUUUCAGGCGUUUUUGCAAUCUUGAAGUUCCUCUUGGCGGCGGUUGGAGGUCUAUUUGUGGUUCAGGAGGUCAGCAAAGAAGGUCUUCUUGAAAAGGCUUUGAAGCGCUUGGGUGGUGAACCUGGCGAUGUGUUGGAAGAGCGACGCCUCAAAGUGGUGCGAUUGAACGAUGAAGUCACAGCCUUUCAGGCUGCGUUGGCUGAGCAGGCAAUUGGCCCUGCAGUUGGGCAAGAGCUGCGGGACCGUCAGCGCCGGAAAAGAUUCACUUUUCUGUGGCAGCAGGUCUUGAAUGACAUCGUGAUGAGCGACUCUGAGAGAAACAAAGUGGAGGAAGCGGUCCUAAAGUAUUUGAAAGAAGAACAGCAACGCCAAAGGGAAUUCAGACCAGCUCGUUCUGAGUGGCUCUCGUCCAAUUUGCGAAGCUCUUGGUUUGGCUCAAUGUUCAAUGGAUAUGUAGUGACAUCCAGCUUGCAGAAAAAAGUUCGCUUGCAAGAAGAGCUAAUCGCCAAUAUCAGGAAGGCUCUGCCAGACGUGAAGAAGUUUGCAAAUCUGCAGAAGGUUCUUGCGAACGUGGACAUCUCUUGGUUGACGGACCUGGAUGUGGACGACGCUCAUUCGGCUCAGUCUCAGUCUGCUCAGACUCCCAAAACUGUUUAUGUUCUCUCCUUCGACGGAGACCCUACAGCUGCUGGCGCUAGCCUUUUGCAACAGGAAGUUACUGCGAUCUUGCAGUCGACAGUCCAGCCGGAGGAAGUUGUCCUGAAGCUGAAAAGCUCUGGAGGCACCGUAACUGGCUACGGCCUUGCUGCUGCUCAACUCUUACGAUUUCAGCAACACAAUAUCCGCUUGGUGGUUUGCGUGGAUGAACUGGCAGCAAGUGGAGGCUACAUGAUGGCCAGUUGUGCACAGCGCGUUCUCUGCUCUCCCUUCGCUGCGGUGGGAUCCAUCGGUGUGACGCCGGUCUAA
Durusdinium trenchii is the source of this 1417-nucleotide messenger RNA. Lineage: Eukaryota; Dinophyceae; Suessiales; Symbiodiniaceae. The record is from the annotation of a GenBank genome assembly.